CGCGCGGAGCGACGACACGAUGACAGCUCGCCGCCGCGCCGCGUGUUAUCCCUCGCGUCUGAUAAAACGCGGGGAUUUUUCAUCGGCGCACAGGCGAGCGCGGGUCGCUAUUCUUGGACGUGAUUCAGAUCUUCGGCGGACGUUGUUUGCAUCUCUGCGGUUUUGCACGUAUACGCGCCGACGGGAAUAACGGAUUUGCAUGCUAUAUAACCUAUUCCGCGUUUCAUUGAGAACUCGAGAGAUGGUCUGACCAUUUUGUGGAAUGUAUACAUGACUAAAAUAAUGCGAGAAAAAUGGUAAGCAAUUUACCACAAGAAUUCAAGAGGUAUCAGCGGAACAGGAAUCAGCUACGCCAUAUACUCGAGGAGACGCAGCGUACGUUAGAAGUUAUAAAGCUUGAAAACUUUUUCCCCGGAGAGAAUAUUAUCGAGGAAUUGCUGCCACCGUUGACCUUGGACAGAGUGACGCACAUCCUUGAUAAUUCACCGGCAAUAGUCAUUUUUGGGCAAGACAAUAAAGCCAAGGCUUCGCUGAUCAAUAAUCUGCUUUCCACCGACAUUUUGCCACUGUCCAACGAUUCGUGGAGAUGGGUCAAGUUCACUUAUGGUCGCACGAAUCAUGUCAGUCUUACUUUAGGUUUAGAAUACGAAGUGGUCGAGACGUUGCGGGCGAAUGAGAAAUCAUGGAGCACGCUUCCCCUGGAAGAUCUAGAGAAGUCAAUAAACGAAGAUAUCAAUUGCCCCACGGUGCUGGAGGUGAAGCUAGAUCAAGCAAUACUGAGAGAAGGCGUUCAGAUAUUUGUCGUCCCCAACAAUGGCGUGGUAAAAAUUCUUGCUAAAGGCUCGUUGAAAGUUUUACCCAUAUUUCUCUAUGCCCUGGGGGAGCAACCGUUGGCUGAAGACAAUUUGGAAGAGCUGAGAGAUUUGAAAGAGACUUAUCCGUAUAAUCCGAUUUUGUUCAUAUCGUCAUUAGCUAAUGUCUUGUUGGAUGGCACAGACGCGGAAUUGACUGAGUCUGAGCAGCACAGUCUGCAAAAUCGAAUAGAAGUGCCGAGCGUGUCUAAAGAGCCUAGGAGUGAUGAUAGUAUUAAUAUUGACAAAAUGAAUUCACUCGGUCUUACGUGGCUAGACCAGUUGAGCAGCCUGGGAUUCCUAGGGAUGGAAGAGUCUGUGGAGGUUCAUCAGUUAACGUGGCUCGUCGGCGAGCGAUACGUUAAUAACUCGAGCGAUCUAGUGGAUUCAUGCAAAAAUACGGACCGCGUUUUACAUUUCACGCGUGCCUGCUUGCAAAGCUAUCUGAUUAACGCCAGUACUUAUUUGAAUGAAAUACAUACGACCAGUCUACGUAAAUUUAUUUUAAGUGCGUUUGACAUGGCACGAAAGAUACAGAUCACUCCUAGAAGGAUACAGUACGCCCAACAAAAAGAAAACGAACUCUAUGCUAGUCUAAUGAAGGUUGUUAAUGAGCAGCAGAUGGAACUAACUGAAUUAAUACAAUGUAUUAUUCAGGAGAUGAAGGACGAUAUAUUAGAGUCCACCGAUGAUAGUUACCAGUGUCAAACUGUUCCUUUCGAUAACAAUGAGCGGGUAGAGUGGACGGUUACUGUUCGUGUCGCAACGUCGGAGGUUCAACGAUUUGUGCUGGGUCGCCUGGGCGAGAAGGUCGCGAAGGAGCUCGUUAACUCGGUCAACUGCCUUCGAGAAACUUUUAUCGGGACCCUACAACGUUGCUUGAUAAGUCUCGAAAAGACUUAUGAGCACGAUAGCAGCCUGCUAGCCAGCGAUGCCUUGAAGCAAAUACUUUCCGCGGCGUACAAUGUGGAAUUGCACAACUCGUCACCGUCGUUGGUGCACUCGUUCUUGGAAAGGUUGAGGCAGCUCUUCAAAUCUUUGCCGCUGCCGUGGACACCCACUCCGACUUUGAACGCGGCUUGGAGGAGGAAAGUCACCGUCGAUGUUCUGAAUUCUUUGUCGGCAGCGAGAUUGGCAAAGACAAUUUCCACCCAGUUUAGAGACAAACUAAAAUCGUCACACGAUGCCUUCCAGACUGCCUUGAAGUCUUUAGAAAACUAUUAUUCGGGGAAGCUAGAGAGAACCGAGGAGCAGAGAGUAGCUAUACGAAAGUAUCACGCGCCCAAGUUGGCGAAACUCGCGUUGGAGUCCACGUCGAUGAUGGACGCGAUUCGUUUCGGCAUUCCUCAUUACAGCAAGGAAAUUGGCAGAGGGCAGUACGGUGUGGUGUUUGCCUGCGAUGGUUGGGGCGGAGCUCCGGGACCAUGUGCGGUAAAAUCCGUCGUUCCACCAGACGAGAGGCACUGGAACGAUCUCGCGAUGGAAGUUUACUAUACCAGAUCGAUACCAGAUCACAAGAGGAUAGUGAAGCUUCGCGGAUCCGUUGUAGACCAAUCGUAUGGCGGGGGAUUUGGAUUGGGCACUGCAGUUCUCCUGAUCAGCGAUCGGUUGAGUCGCGACUUAUACUGUGGUAUACACGCCGGUCUUUCGUGGCUGGAACGUAUACAAAUAGCGAUAGACGUCCUGGAGGGAAUACGCUAUCUUCAUUCGCAAGGCCUGGUCCAUCGUGAUAUCAAACUAAAGAACGUCUUGCUUGACACGGAAAACAGAGCUAAGCUAACCGAUCUUGGGUUUUGUAUCACUGAAGCUAUGAUGUCGGGUAGUAUCGUGGGAACGCCAAUCCACAUGGCACCAGAACUCCUAUCCGGUCAUUACGACAGUAGUGUCGAUGUAUAUGCCUUUGGCAUCUUAUUUUGGUACAUCUGUGCUGGAAAGGUUCGAUUACCAUACGCAUUUGAACAAUUUCAUAAUAAAGAGCAAUUAUGGACAAGCGUAAGAAAAGGUCUUAGGCCUGAGAGACUGCCAUAUUUUGACGAGGAGUGCUGGACGUUAAUGGAACAAUGCUGGUCUGCAGAACCUUCCAAACGACCGUUGCUCGGUGCAAUUCAACCGGUGUUAGAGUCUAUUCAGGAAAAAGCAGAAAGAGGCAAGUCCUUGCAACUAGGUGCACUGAAAGCACAAGACAGUUCAUCAUCCGAACAAACAAAUCCUGCGCUAGCAUUAGCAGAGCCUAAUAAUCAAAGAGGUGCUGUAUUCAAUCCUCUUCCUCCUAGACGCAAGGCUUUUAGAACUGUCAAUCCUGUCGCAAGACCUUUCCACAAGACUAAAUUUUUCCAUGUUCAUGUUCGUUCCAUGAACAUGUUUGUUCAAAUGCGAGAAUUUUAAAUGCCAGGGGACCGUCGUCGUGCUAUUUACUCUGUUAUAGAUAGCUUAUUGAUAUAUUUAUUGCUUGGAAUGCGUUUGAUAUACGGCUCAUCAUUCUCAUUUUCAUUAAUCUGAUGAUAUCCUUAAUAGUAUUUUAUAGCGCAGUAUUAAAGUGACGAAUUUCACGUCUGAGUUACUUUAUCUUUUUUACAGAAUAUAGCGUAAUUUGUUUUGUCUUGUAGAAAAUCACACAGUACAUAUAAAGUAUGUGUAGCAGUUUCAAAUAUAAAAAUUAUUGGGCCGAAGUCAUUCCAAAUAGUAUAUCAACCGUAAAUAUAGAUUAUACUUUAAAUAUUUUGUAUAGUCUUAUAGAAAUUGUUACAUGUUUUAUAGUAAAUAAUGUAUAUAAGCAUUUGAUAUAAAUAUUUUUAUGGCUGGUUAACGAGAUAUAUUCAAUAUUUUUUCUUUUUAUAUGAAAACUUAUUUAUUGAUGUAUAGCAUUUUGAUUGUUCAAUUACUUCUUAAUAUUCCUAAUUGUGAUGACUACAUGAUUUUGUUAAGCCGGGAAAUAUGGAUGGUCAUGAAUGUAUAUUGUUGAAGAAUAAAUAAAGUUUCUCACUUUUGUA
Molecule: messenger RNA, 3841 nt
Organism: Vollenhovia emeryi
Lineage: Eukaryota; Metazoa; Arthropoda; Insecta; Hymenoptera; Formicidae
Gene: Ripk5
Product: dual serine/threonine and tyrosine protein kinase-like
Exons: 4
Coding region: 294-3236 (980 amino acids)
Biological process (GO): protein phosphorylation
Molecular function (GO): ATP binding; protein kinase activity
Source: RefSeq, a predicted model, not a curated record